CUUUCUCACUUUCUUCUUAAUCCAAUUUUAUAUUACCUAUCUUCCUCUCCGAAUUCCAAUUCUCCUGCAAAGUGAAAAUGUUAACCGAUUCAGAAUCAGCGACGGUUCUUGCUCGUGGCCGUUUGGAAAUGCUCACAGCUCACCUACUGCCCUCUACUUUCGCCGAACCCAUCAAUCAGGUCCACCUUCACCGUCUCUCGGCCCAGUCUCCGCCGGCGAACCUCAAUGGCACCUUGACCAUCGUCGAUGAGAGGACCGGAAAAAUGUACCAGGUUGAUGUCUCCCCUGAAGGCACUAUCAAAGCUACUGACUUCAAAAAGAUAUCAACUGGGAAGAAUGAUAAGGGACUCGAGCUUUAUGAUCCGGGGUAUUUAAACACAGCUCCUGUUCGAUCAACAAUUAGUUAUAUUGAUGGCGAUGAGGGAAUUCUUAGAUAUAGAGGCUACCCAAUUGAGGAGUUGGCAGAAAAAAGCACUUUUACCGAAGUGUCCUAUCUCAUACUUUAUGGAAGUUUGCCUUCUGAAAGUCAGUUAGCAGAAUGGAAGUUCACUAUAUCUCAGCAUUCAGCUGUUCCACAAGGAGUUUUGGAUAUCAUACAAUCAAUGCCUCAUGAUGCACAUCCUAUGGGUGUGCUUGUUAAUGCUUUGAGUGCUCUUUCUGUUUUUCAUCCUGAUGCAAAUCCUGCUCUCAGAGGUCAUGAGAUUUACAACUCAAAGCAAGUGAGAGACAAACAAAUAGCACGGGUUAUUGGAAAGAUAACAACAAUUGCUGCUGCGAUUUAUCUUAGAAUGGCAGGAAGGCCACCUGUGCUUCCAUCCAACCACCUUUCUUACACAGAGAACUUCUUAUACAUGCUAGAUUCUUUAGGCAAUCGGUCAUAUAAACCUAAUCCUCAGCUAACUCGAGCACUGGACAUUACCUUCAUUCUACAUGCAGAACAUGAAAUGAAUUGCUCCACAUCUUCUGUCCGACACCUUGCGUCAAGUGGCGUUGAUGUAUACACUGCUAUUGCUGGGGCUGUUGGAGCUCUAUAUGGACCUCUUCAUGGUGGUGCUAAUGAGGCUGUCCUCAAAAUGCUGAGUGAAAUUGAAACUGUUGAGAACAUACCAAAGUUCAUUGAAGGUGUAAAAGCCAGGAAACGAAAGCUCUCUGGUUUUGGACACCGAGUGUACAAAAACUAUGAUCCCAGAGCAAAGGUCUUAAGAAAACUGGCAGAGGAAGUGUUUUCCAUAGUUGGCCGGGAUCCUCUUAUUGAGGUUGCAAUUAUGUUGGAGAAGGUUGCACUAUCUGAUGAAUUUUUCAUCAAGAGGAAGUUAUAUCCAAAUGUUGACUUCUACUCUGGAUUAAUUUAUAGGGCUAUAGGAUUUCCACCUGAGUAUUUCACAGUUUUAGUUGCUAUCCCUCGAAUGGCUGGGUACUUGGCACAUUGGAAAGAGUCCUUGGAUGAUCCUGAUACAAAGAUAAUGAGACCUCAACAGGCUUAUAUUGGAGAAUGGUUGCAGCAUUAUACACCAAUCAACGAAAGGAAUGUAUCAAGUGAUGCUCACAAGCUUGGUCAGGUGGCAAUAUCAAAUGCUUCAAAGAGACGGCUUGCUGGAUUGGGAUAUAACUUGUAGGCUGAAUAUAUGCAUUUGUGAGUGACAUGACCAAAAAGAUGAUGUAUAAUUCUCAAGAAUGUACAGGGAGAAAAUAAUUUGUUCGUCGCUUUUUAUUACCUAAAGUUCAAUUUCACAUGAUCAGGAUGAUGCAAGGGGAGCAUGUCCUGCAUGAAUAAUGCAACUUGUAUUCCAUCCAUACCAACUGGAAGAAUGAUGCUGGUCGGAUUUGUUGUUCCAGCCUUUUCGUGCAAGUAGUAUACGAGUCACUAGUUCUAUCUUUAAACUCUGUGUUUUAUUAAGAUAAGCAUAGUUUAGAGAUCUCAUAGGUAGUAAUAUGUAUAAUUGAUUAGCAAAUGAAUCUCUAGUGCUUGCUUGUGUUAAAGCAGUAGACUAAAUUUUCUACGAAUUCUAUCUUUUUUCGUCCAUAGUUAGGUGCAUGAGAUAUUUUUCAGCUUUUUUUUUUUUUUAAAUGCUUCAUUUGUACUUUGUAAUCUAAUGAG
Molecule: messenger RNA, 2098 nt
Organism: Gastrolobium bilobum
Lineage: Eukaryota; Viridiplantae; Streptophyta; Magnoliopsida; Fabales; Fabaceae
Product: citrate synthase, glyoxysomal-like
Exons: 13
Coding region: 78-1616 (512 amino acids)
Biological process (GO): tricarboxylic acid cycle; carbohydrate metabolic process
Cellular component (GO): mitochondrial matrix
Source: RefSeq, a predicted model, not a curated record